AUGCAGGAUUAUGAGGCAUCCAUCUCGUUCCUGGGGACGUGGGGCCGGUUUCAGAUGAAAGUCUUCUUCUUGCUGUGUGUCACCUGUCUUCCUGCCGGGUACAACAUCCUGUCUGUCAUCUUUCUGCUGGCUAGCCCCCCACACCAGUGUUACAUCCCAGCACACAGGAACCUGAGCCAGGACUGGAUGCAGGCCAGCAUCCCACUGCAGGUGGCCGGGCAGCUGGAAAGAAGCAGUUGUAGCCGGUAUGAGCUGGACCUGGUGCAAAACCUGUCUGAGCUGGGAAUCAGACCCAACCUAGGCCAGAUCUACAACUAUUCUGCACUCGGAGCAAGCGCAGGGGUCAUGCUGUCCAGCCUGAAGCAGGAGGAGUGCAAAGAUGGAUGGAUCUACAGCACAGAGCACUACGAGUCGACUGUAGUCACUGAGUUUAACCUUGUGUGUAGCAACCAGUGGAAACAGCCACUGACCUCUCUCAUCUACUUUCUGGGAGGACUUUGUGGCUGCUUCCUCUCUGGACAGCUAUCUGACCGGUUUGGCAGGAAGCCUGUUCUCUUUGGUGCGAUUGCCACACUUAGUAUCUUCAGCCUUGCUUUGAAAUUUGCUCAGUCCUGGACCGUCUUUACUGUGCUUUUCUUCAUUGUUGGCAUGGGUCAGCUCACCAGCUACGUAGUUUUGUUUGUACUGGGUUCAGAGAUCCUCGUUGGCUCACCUAGAGUUCUCUACUCCAGCAUGUGUUUACCUUUCAUGUAUGUAUUUGGUAUGAUGCUGCUUCCUGCUACUGCCUACUUGGUCAGGAACUGGAAACACCUGUCGCUGUUAAUGGCCGUGCCUGGACUGGCCAGCCUCCCCCUCUGGUGGCUGAUUCCAGAGUCUCCUCGCUGGCUAGUGUCUAAAGGCCGUUUGCAGGAAGUAGAACUCUUGUUAAAGUCAGCGGCUCUGGAGAACGGAGUGGAAGCUCCUCCUGUUAUCUUCGUCUCUGCUAAUGUUCAACAGUCUGAUAGCAAGAAGGCUGAGACCCUCAAUUUCCUGGACCUCCUAAAGACCAAAAGCAUUCGAAGUGUCACACUCAUACUUUGGUUUCUCUGGUUUUCUACUAAUGUGACCUACUUUGGAUUGUCAUUCAAUAUGUCUACGCUCUAUGGCAACCCCUUCCUGAAUUACUUCUUGCUGUCAGCAGUAGAGCUACCAGCAUACACUGUCAGCUGGCUAAGUGCAUGCAGGCUUUCCCGCCGCCUGUCUUUUAUCAGCUUCUCCCUGCUGGGGGCGCUAGCACUCUUCCUCAUCCAGGUCACUCUGCACAGCCAUCCAGCUCUCACCCUGUUCCUGGUGCUGCUGGGUAAAUUUGGCAUUCUGGUUGGCACGGGCAUUUUGUGCAUGUUCACUGGAGAGCUCUCUCCCACAGUCAUCAGAAAUACAGUGAUGUCAUCCUGUGCCAUGCUCUCCAGAGUGGGGUCCUCUGUUUCCCCAUACCUACUGCAGCUGGCUGUGUUCUACGAGUUCCUGCCGUGGAUGCUUGUGGGUUCUCUGUCACUUGUCAGUGUCGUGCUCUGCUUUUUUCUGCCGGAGACCUUCAGAGAGCCGCUUCCUGACACCAUCGAUCAGAUGCAAGCAAUUCAGAGAUUCAGGUGGCCGUGUGCCUUCAAGCCACCCCAGAAAGAUGACAUGAAAUCAGCUAAAGACCAAAGGUCUCUGCCUGAGAUCAUCUGUUCAACGCGCUUUUAA
Molecule: messenger RNA, 1725 nt
Organism: Pelmatolapia mariae (spotted tilapia)
Lineage: Eukaryota; Metazoa; Chordata; Actinopteri; Cichliformes; Cichlidae
Product: solute carrier family 22 member 4-like
Exons: 11
Coding region: 1-1725 (574 amino acids)
Biological process (GO): transmembrane transport; quaternary ammonium group transport
Cellular component (GO): membrane
Molecular function (GO): quaternary ammonium group transmembrane transporter activity
Source: RefSeq, a predicted model, not a curated record